Molecule: messenger RNA, 1733 nt
Organism: Limulus polyphemus (Atlantic horseshoe crab)
Lineage: Eukaryota; Metazoa; Arthropoda; Merostomata; Xiphosura; Limulidae
Product: coronin-2B-like
Exons: 9
Biological process (GO): actin filament organization
Molecular function (GO): actin filament binding
Source: RefSeq, a predicted model, not a curated record
CAGGGGACGGGUACUCCAGCUUUGUUUAUAUACUUUUAUUUAGCAAUGUAGAAUUUUUAACAAACUGCAAAGAAUAAGGUAUUGACAAUUAUGGAAAGAAAGGAAUAGUGAAACAAUUCAGAUUAAAUUUAUUUUUGGGCAGAUUUCUAUUUCGUACUUUAAAAUGGAUAAUAAUCGAAAGAACAUUUUCUGCAGUGGAUGAGCAGACAACCUUUACGUAUCUAUAGAAUAUGAAAUAGUUAUUUUAUAAAAAAUAUCUUUUAAGUCUUCACGUUACAGAAGGAUAUCUAAUUCAACUUGAAGAAUAACUGUAUAAAUAUCAUUCGAUUAAACUUUUAUUGUGUUUUAGACUAAAGUAAUCAGAAGUUGGGACGGUUAUCUUUUGGCCAGUAACUUGUAAAGUCACCGUUUUCUUAGUAAAUGGGUAAAAUUCGUUUCUCUCUCUGUUUUUGGUCAUUUUUUAUAUUCCAAAACAAAGAGGGCGCUAUAAUAAUUUUAGUGAAUGAAUGGUGAACAGAGCGAGACACACCCGUUCGAAGUUCUCCGUGUGCUGGCGCAAGUUACAAUCGAAGGUUUUGUACAAUAAGAAAGGAGCAAUCUAAUAGUUGUAACUGCGGAACUGUUGAUGUUUCUCUCUUCCCUUAUCUUUGUUUUUGACAUUUUUUUUUGCGAAAGAUUUUGAUAUCAUUCAGUAGUUAUUUUAUUAAUUAUCAGGCCAACGCAUGGUUUUACCAACAACUUUUGUGACCACCCAUUUUGGUCUUGGCAUCACUUCUCAAAUUAUAGAUACAUCUGUCACCAGACCAUUGUAUAAGAUGUCUUUUCGAGGUGUCAGAAGUAGCAAGUUUCGACAUGUAUAUGGAUGCCCAGCAAGAAAAAAUAACUGUUAUGAAUGUGUCAAAAUUACUAAGAAUGCCCAUGAUAGCCAUUUCUGUGCAGUUAACCCAAAAUUUGUUGCAGUAGUGACAGAAUCAGCAGGUGGUGGUUCCUUUUCAGUUAUCCCAAUUGAAAAGACUGGACGUUUAGAGGUUGGUGCUGGAAAGGUAACUGGACACAGAGGGCCAGUGCUAGACAUUAAGUGGAACCCUUUCAAUGACAAUGUGAUUGCAUCUUGUUCGGAUGAUUGCACAAUAAAACUCUGGUUCAUCCCUGAUGAAGGCUUGAUGCAUUUUAACCUGACAAAACCUAUCAUGGAUCUGCAACACCAUCGUCGGAGGGUUGGCUACAUUGAGUGGCAUCCAACGGCUGAAAACAUCAUUCUUAGUGCUGGUUUUGACAACUUGGUUCUUCUCUGGCACAUAAGUAAAGGAGAAGUUGUGAAGACCAUCGAUUGUCACCCUGAUUCCAUUUACUCAGUGUCUUUCAACCGAGAUGGCAGUUUACUGGCAACUACUUGUAAAGAUAAGAGGUUGAGAAUCAUAGACCCUCGACAGGGAAAAGUGGUUAUGGAAGGUCCUUGCCACCAGGGGUCCAAGGCCUCCAAAGUUGUGUUUCUUGGGGAUACUGGACGAGUUUUUACAACUGGUUUUUCCAAAUAUAGUGAUCGACAGUGGGCUGUGUGGUCACAGUAUGACCUUAGUGGACCUUUGAAAAUAGAAAAUAUUGACUCAUCAUCUGGAGUUAUGUUUCCUUACUAUGAUCAUGAUACCAAGAUGGUCUUUCUUGCUGGAAAAGGUGGUGGUAACCAAUAUUUGAUGGGCUUACUUACGAAAUUGCCUCCCAGUGGCUCAGCG